AACACCUUCAACCCACGCCCAGCCAUUGAUCCAAUCCAAACCAACCACUCCACCACCGCCAUCCUCAUCACCCACACAUCUCGGAGCUGGCAUCGCAAAUGUCCGUUCCAGUAUCGCGCGUCCUUGCCCGGCGCCAAUGGCAGCAGCUGGCCGCCCGACGAUACGCCUCCUCGACUUCGACGGCAGCCAGCACGGCGGCAAAGGAGACGGCAUCUAAGGCGAAGGAGGGUCUGUCGAGAGUGACAAGCUCGGCAGGGAGCGUGCUCAACAAAGCAGGCUCCGCUUUGGGAAGCAUUGGUGGGAGGACCGGCAGAUUGAUUGGCUUUGUGAGCUCGUUGAUCCCGCCUACCAUCUACUAUUCCAAAGUCGCGCUUGAACUCGCCAAGAUUGUGGCUCGGGAACAAAAAAUUGCAGUUCCAUCCUCUGAGGCUUUUGUACAAGCGUAUAAAUCGGCAUGGAACUCGAUACGAUCUGGUGGCAUCAGCAAAUCCCUCAGCUCCGUCCGCAGCAUGGGCACUGCCCAGAUGGUCGGUGCCGGUAUCCUCGGAGCAGAGCUGAUCGGCUUCUUCUCCGUCGGUGAAAUCAUCGGACGUCUCAAGCUUGUCGGAUACAGGGGCGGGAAGGACCAUGACGAGCACUAGUCGGUUAUGAGUGCCUGGAAGGUCGCGUUAUUUGGCGUGGUUGAAGAGCCGUUUAGAGCGAAGACAAUGACAGCAACGACUGCAGCUGACGAGUCCCAGAUGCAGUUCGAAUCAGCUGGGUAAUCUCCUUUUCUUUGUUUCCCAGAAACCUGCACAUAAGAACCCAAGUAUUCGUCAUUAGAGAAAGGCUUUUCUUUUGCCCAAACGAUUGUACUGUGUUUCGCGAGGGGGAGACAAAAAGGACCUGUACAACAGUAAAAUGGCAUUUUGCACUCGAUUUGUAGAGAUGGUAUGAACUCUCAGUCGCAAUUCCUCGUCUCCGUCUUUAAUUUCAACGUCUCUCUAUUCCUUACAUCGCCAGUGCGACUGGAUUUCUUAAGGCCUGG
Messenger RNA from Verruconis gallopava, 1027 nucleotides. RefSeq lists its product as uncharacterized. The record is from RefSeq and is a predicted model, not a curated record. The transcript has 3 exons. Gene Ontology annotation, molecular function: proton transmembrane transporter activity. NCBI's taxonomy places the organism in Eukaryota, Fungi, Ascomycota, Dothideomycetes, Venturiales, Sympoventuriaceae. Bases 99 to 641 code for a protein of 180 amino acids. Gene Ontology annotation, biological process: proton motive force-driven ATP synthesis.